GGGCGCUCCUUCCCCACAGUCGUCACCCAACCUCUCCACCGUUCGGACGUGGCUUAGCAGCUCUCCCUAAAACCCGAGGCCGCCCUACCCCGCCGUUCCUCCUCAACGAGCUCCUGUCGACGCCUUCUAACGAGUUCCUUGCCCUUCCUAGACGCAAGAAUGAGGAACUUGGUGCUCCUCGCCGCCCUCCUGGCCUGCGCCGUCGCCCUGCCCGAGCCGCAAGGAUUAUUCCGAGGUCGUAAGAUCGGCGGUAAUCGAGGAAACAAUAAUCGUCCAAGCAACCGGAACGCUUUCUCGGACGACAAGCCUACCCAGACCCGCGGUUCGCUCCAGGCUGCCACCCCCGCCACCACGCCCAAGCCCAAGAAGGAAGUCAGCUACGCCUGCAAUGAGAAUGCUUGCGCUCCCGGAUACUCCAAGUUCGAGAACAAGUGUUACAAGGUGAUCCAGACGGACACACCGAUCGACUUCUCAUCCGCGCAGAGGAAGUGCCAAGCCGACAACGCCGUCCUGGCCGCCGACAAGUCCAGCAAGAUCCACAACUUCCUGAAGGAUCUCCUGAAGCCGCACCUGUCGCAGACCAUCGACUCGCAGAACAACCGUGCCUUCCUGGGUCUUCUCUGCCAAGACGCCUGUGAAUCCCCUGCAAACUGGGUGUAUGCUGAUGGCUCCAGGUGCGAAGGCAACGAUUUCUGCGACUGGCUCAAGACCGGCUCCAGCAACGAAUGGAACUCCCUCCCCAACAGCCUGUACGGACCCUCCAUCGCCGCCAUGCUCGACGACUACCCCGACACCAACUUCCGCCACAAGCUCCAGCCUUACCCCUCUGACCACUCCCUCCAGUACAUGAUCUGCCAGAAGGACGCUGACAGCACCGAACACCUGAAGCCCCGCGACCUGAAGGUCCAGGAGCGUCUCGCCAACGUGGUCAUCGAGUGGGAAAGGCCUUCAUGCAGCGGCGAAUUCUCGAACUACAUCCUCGUCCUCCUCGGUGGUUCUGCCUCAUACGAUACUGAGAUGAAGUGCUCAGAAAACAAGUGUAGCUACACCCUGAACCCUGAAGUGUGCAACUACUGCAUCCUCCCCAACACCGACUACACCUUCAGCGUCGCCGCCGUCCUCUCGGAGUCUCAGCUCGGCCCCGCCAUCACUAUCAACAAGAAAAUCGACGUCGAGACCUGCCCCAACUUCGAGACCCCCAUCCACACCAUCUCUACCUGCCGGGGUGUUUCCGAAGUCGUCCACGAUGGCUCCUGCGACAACCAGAUCACCUGGAGCAAGGCCUACUCCUAUGGCCGCAUUAUGAAGCCCUUCUAUGUCACUGUCGGAAGGCAGAAAGAUUAG
Messenger RNA from Penaeus indicus, 1344 nucleotides. RefSeq lists its product as uncharacterized. Bases 160 to 1344 code for a protein of 394 amino acids. Gene Ontology annotation, molecular function: protein binding. Lineage: Eukaryota; Metazoa; Arthropoda; Malacostraca; Decapoda; Penaeidae. The transcript has 10 exons. The record is from RefSeq and is a predicted model, not a curated record.